Molecule: messenger RNA, 816 nt
Organism: Anopheles aquasalis
Lineage: Eukaryota; Metazoa; Arthropoda; Insecta; Diptera; Culicidae
Product: COMM domain-containing protein 2
Source: RefSeq, a predicted model, not a curated record
CCGCUUGACGGAUGUCAGCGCCUACUUCGUCGUGGAUCUUUUGUGGUGGAGCUCGACUCGUUGUGAUAAAGGCGAUUAAAAAUACACUAAUUAAAACACUAGAUAGUGUCCCCAAACCAGGAUGGCACGAUUGAUACGGAAUGAGCAAGGGAAACAGCUGGCCUUCUUGCUGACCCAACCCGAUGAAGUGCUAAUCGAGUUUUGCAAAUUUGCCAUCGAGUAUAUCGGAGCCGGAAUCAACGAGAAGAAAUGCACUGUCGCAGCCAAGAAACUUGGCACCACAUACGAGAUCGUUCGAAGUGCCCUCGAAGCUCUGGUCGCUUUGCUCAUCGACAGUACGAAGCUGGCCGUAUCGGAGCGAGAUUUUACGACGAGCCUACAGUCCCUCGAUGGUAUCAACGAGAAACAGAUUGAAAUCCUGUGGCAGUUUGUGAUCAGCAAGCGGAAUCUCGUCGAUAACAUAAUGCGUGCUUCCUGCCAGGAUGAGCUGUAUUUCCGCGAUCUGGAGUGGCGCAUCGAGGGCCGGAUAGCGUCCCGUGCCCGGCACACGCAGGCUACACCGAUCAUAAAAAUGAAGUUCCACCUGGAUACCGAGUGUGUCAGCGAGUAUCGCGAAAAACUUGACUCCACACCGUUGCCGGUUACGGAGGAGGAGCACACAAAUGAACAAAAGGCCCCGGUUACCCGUAGGCAAGUGUUGGCUGAAACGAAUCCGGUUAUGCUACAGUACAUGAUACAGGUGUUGGAGAAGGCACUUAUCGAGGCACGGACACGUCGCGUGCGAAACUAUGUAAAACCAUCGCAUGGUUGAACGCU